AUGACUACACCUAUCCAAAGAGAUGUAUAUAAUCCUCUACUUUUCGAAAUUGCUUGGGAAGUCGCUAAUAAAGUGGGUGGUAUCUACACUGUGAUCAAGACCAAAGUGCCUGUAACCAUGCGCGAAUUUGGUGAUCGUUAUACGUUAAUUGGCCCUUUAUCUUAUAAGUCUGCUCCUAUGGAAGUUGAAGCAUGUGAACCCGCUAACGAAAAGAUCAAGCAAGCACUUGAUACUAUGACUCAACAGGGCGUAAAAUAUCUUUAUGGUCGCUGGCUGGUUGAAGGAUCUCCUUAUGUGCUCUUGUUUGAUACGGGCAGUGUUGCUCAUAAGUUGGAUGAAUGGAAGGGUGAUCUUUGGCGUGUUGCUGGCAUUCCUUCUCCUCCUAACGAUACUGAGACAAACGAUGCUAUUCUUUUUGGUUAUUUAGUUACUUGGUUUGUUGGUGAAUUUGCACCCAAGUACAACAAAUCUGGAGACCCCGCCAUUAUAUGUCACUUCCACGAAUGGCUAGCUGGUGUAGCCAUUCCCCUCAUCAAGAAGCGUCAUCUUGACGUUUGUACCAUUUUCACUACACAUGCCACUUUGUUGGGUCGUUACUUAUGUGCUGGCUCUGUUGACUUUUAUAACAAUCUCUCCAAGUUUGACGUUGAUGAAGAAGCUGGCAAGCGUGGUAUUUAUCACCGUUAUUGUAUUGAGCGUGGCGCUGCUCAUUGUGCUGAUGUCUUCACGACUGUUUCCCAUAUCACGGCUUAUGAAUCCGAGCAUUUGUUGAAGCGUAAACCUGAUGGUGUCUUGCCUAAUGGUCUGAACGUUGUCAAGUUUUCGGCCAUGCAUGAAUUCCAAAACCUUCAUGCUGUAGCUAAAGAAAAAAUCCAUGAUUUCGUACGUGGUCACUUUUAUGGCCAUUAUGAUUUCGAUCUUGAUAACACCAUCUACAUAUUUACCGCAGGCCGUUACGAAUAUCGCAAUAAGGGUGUUGAUAUGUUUAUAGAAUCUCUUUCUCGUUUAAAUGCUCGUCUCAAAUCUUCUGGUUCCAAAAUGACUGUCGUUGCCUUUGCUAUUAUGCCUACAGCUACACAUUCAUUUAACGUAGAGGCUUUGAAGGGUCAAGCUGUGACUCGUCAAUUGCGUACAACAGUAAGUGAAAUUCAAGAUCGUGUCGGUAAAGCCAUCUAUGAAAACGCUCUUCGCAUUGAAGACAUCAACCCUGCCAAUUUCCUCUCAGACGCCGACAAAGUGUUAUUGAAGCGUCGUGUCUUUGCGCUCAAGCGUACUUCUUUACCACCCAUUGUCACACACAACAUUGUAGAUGACCACAAGGAUCCUGUCUUGAAUCAGUUAAGAAGACUUGGUAUGUUCAAUAACUCAGAUGAUCGUGUCAAGGUUGUAUUCCAUCCUGAAUUCUUGAAUGCCAAUAACCCAUUGAUUGGUAUGGACUAUGAAGAAUUUGUGCGUGGUUGUCACUUGGGUGUCUUCCCUUCAUACUAUGAACCUUGGGGCUAUACACCUGCUGAAUGUACUGUGAUGGGUGUUCCUUCUGUCACUACUAAUUUAUCUGGCUUUGGUUGUUUUAUGGAAGAAAAUAUUGAAAACUGUGAAGACUAUGGUAUUUACAUUACAGAUCGUCGUAUGAAGUCUGUGGAAGAUUCUCUUCAGCAAUUGUGUGAUCAAAUGUACCAAUUUGUUCAAAAGACACGCCGACAACGUAUUAACCAACGUAACCGUACAGAGCGUUUAUCUGAUCUUCUAGACUGGAAGCGUAUGGGUCUUGAAUAUAUCAAGGCACGUCAACUUGCUCUUCGUCGUGCUUAUCCUGAUAGUUUUGUUGAUGACGAUGAUGAAGAAGAACUCUUACAGAGCAAUGUUGUCAAGAUCCCUAAGCCUUUAUCUGCUCCUGCUUCACCUCGUAUGAGAAUGGAAGUCAAUUCUAUGUUUAAUGACGAUGAAGAAGAAGAAGAAUUCCUGUUCCCUGCUCUUCGUAAAAAGAACCAAGUGCAGACUAGAGAACAAGAAUUGUUAAGUGAAGGUGAUAUUGAAGCAUUUAAUAAGUUAACACUUGAAAACAAAGAAGCCCACCAUUCCUAA
Molecule: messenger RNA, 2085 nt
Organism: Gilbertella persicaria
Lineage: Eukaryota; Fungi; Mucoromycota; Mucoromycetes; Mucorales; Choanephoraceae
Product: glycogen synthase
Exons: 5
Coding region: 1-2085 (694 amino acids)
Biological process (GO): glycogen biosynthetic process
Cellular component (GO): cytoplasm
Molecular function (GO): alpha-1,4-glucan glucosyltransferase (UDP-glucose donor) activity
Source: RefSeq, a predicted model, not a curated record